ACACGAAUGUGUUUUAAAAUUUGACCUGCAACUUUCCAGUGAUAAAGUCGAGUUGUCUGUGUCAUUGGUCCAUGGUCAUGACUAUCAUAAAUUAUAAUAGUCUGUCACUGUGAACCCUCGCAGUGAUUGUGAAUUUGAGCUCUUUUCCCCGAUCUUCACUUCGAGCUGCUAGAAGAGAAAAAUUGAAAUUUGAAAAUGUGGAAGCGUCUGGUUCUUGUGGUGCUUUUUGCGGCUGUGGUCAGUCAUUUGAUUGCUAUCAUAAAGAUUCUGGGUUUAGAGAAAACAAUUUACAAUGUCAAACCAGGUGACUGCCAGUUUGUUCGUGGAAUAGAACAUGGCUCGGAGGAUUUGGAGCUUUUAUCAGAUGGCAUUGUGAUUGUAUCAGAGGGCUAUUUGCCAUUCAAAGACCGUGUCGAAGGAGCACCAAGAGGUCAUCUAUUUGGUUAUGACGUCAACAAUCAUGAAAAUGGAGCCAUCGAGUUGAAGAUCAAGGGUGAUUACGUCAUCAACACGCUUCAUCCACAUGGCAUUGCAGCAUUCGAAGAUAAAGACACAGAAAAGACAUUUGUUUUUGUCAUAAACCACCAUGUUGGAUUUGAUGUCGUGGAUAUCUUUGAGUUUGAUCGAAGCACGAUGUCUUUAGCAUUUCUCAAAUCAAAGAGAGAUCCUCUAAUGAAAAGUGUGAAAAACUUAAUAGCGACAGGACCGGAAUCCUUUUUUAUUACCAAUGAAGGCUACUUCCUCAACCCACGUAUGAGGUCUCUUGAAGAGAUGCUCUUAUUGAGAACGGGAUACAUUCUUUUUUGUGACAUCACUGGCUGCAAGCAAGUAUCGGAAUCGUUAAACGGUCCAAACGGUAUUGAUAUCUCUAAGGAUGGCAGGUAUCUCUACGUUUCUCAAUUUUUUUCGAGGCAAAUCCGUGUAUACGAACGAAACACGGCCGACAAUUCCCUUACACCAAAUAAGGGUAUUUACGUCAUUGAUCUCGGAACGACACCCGACAAUAUUUUUGUGGACGAAUCUGGUGAUAUAUGGGCUGGGUGCAUCAAAGUUCUAUCCACGGCUCUUUCAUAUAUGGAUACAAAGGAAGGACUAGUCCCAUCUCAGGUCCUACGAAUAAGAGUUGGAUCCAACGAUUAUGAAAUGUCUGAAGUUUACAGUGAGGAUGGCAGGAAUAUUACGAUGUCAACCAGUGCUGUCUACCAUAGAGGCGUCCUACUCAUUGGAUCAUUGCAUGAACGAAUGAUGCGUUGCCAAGUUAAUACGCUUUAGUGAGCAGAUGUUAGUAUUCUCGAAAUGUUAUCCAUCCAAUACACUAAAAGAGAGCAUGAAGAUUAAAGAGGCCAAUUUGAUAAUGAUUAGCCCAAAUUCGUCCUGUGAUCUCACAUUUUAAAUGUUUGUAAUAACCCCUUUCUUUGGCCAGAUUUAUUUCAAAAUCCGAUUAUUCUAUUUCUCGUAUGGUUCUGCUUGCAUAAAAAAUGAAGCAAGGGAAUGUAUUUCCUUUCAAAUUAAUUCAUUAGUGUUCAU
Molecule: messenger RNA, 1527 nt
Organism: Lytechinus pictus (painted urchin)
Lineage: Eukaryota; Metazoa; Echinodermata; Echinoidea; Temnopleuroida; Toxopneustidae
Product: serum paraoxonase/arylesterase 1-like
Exons: 8
Coding region: 196-1272 (358 amino acids)
Molecular function (GO): arylesterase activity
Source: RefSeq, a predicted model, not a curated record